AUGCGCUCCCUUUCAAUGCUCGCUCUCGUGCUCCCUGCCGUGCUCGCAGUGCCUCUUGAAGUCACCACUCAUCACCAGUAUUCACCUUCCUCCUGUGUCAUCGCAGACGUCGCUUAUCCAGACCCUCGCCACGCCCUCGUGCUCCUUGGCAGACGAGAACUCAGCCCUCCCACCGGACUAUCCGAGCGUACGUUCACCGACCUCCUAGUCUGGUGCCACGAGAUUGGUCGUUCAUCCACUGGUCUACUCGUUGCUCGUCAGGAAGGUGGCUGCCCUUCGGGAGCUUUCGGUGGUCCAGUAGGGAGUGAUAGCACGGCUGGCCCAAUCGAUUCAGGAGGCGCUCCACACAAUUCUUCAGCGUCAGGUGAUCAGAGCGCAGGCUCUUCCGCUGCUGGAUCUUCGACGACCCCCGCCACUGUUUCACCUGCCGUUUCACCUGCCAACUCUGUCGCUCGUCCCGCAUCUCCGGGGGACACACCUUCAGAGACGCCUGGAGAUGCAACUGGGCCUAUGACAUCUGGAACAUCAACCGGUAGUCCCGCUAACAGUGACGCUUCUAACGGCGACGUUUCUAACGGCGACGCUUCUAACAACGCCGGAACUCCUGCCAACCCUGCGGGAGAAAGUCCCUCUGGAAACGCGGCUGCGACCACCGGCCCUGCGGAUAGCAACGCAUCUGAUAACGGGAGUGCAUCUGCGACACCACAGUCUGCUCCACCUACAUCUGCCACUCCCUCCACUGCGACAUCUCCGAUUAUAUUUGUCGACAGCACAAGCCCCGUCGCGGACAUCAACGCGUCGGACAGCCUUAACAACAUACAGGCGAACGGAAUAGCAGCGUCAUCCAUACCCUCAGGUGCAACACCUCAGACACCCCCAGAUGGUACUGUCGACGGUGGCACGACGCCCAAUACUGCCCCAGAUGGUACUGUCAACGGUGGCACGACGCCCAAUACUGCCCCAGAUGGUACUGUCAACGGUGGCACGACGCCCCAGGCUGGCCCCGAUGGUACUGUUAAUGGUGGUACGCCCGCUCCUACUAGCCCAACGGUGUCUACCCCUGCAACACCGGCCAAUUCCCCUAUUGCUGGAACGGAGAUUCAUGGUUGCCAAACUAAUAUAGUGGACGUUGCGGGCGUUGUAUCUGCGAGCAUGCGUUUCUUGCCACCACUGCCGUCAAUAAGGGGGUGUCCAAAAAUGGCAGCUAUGCCCAAACAACGCGCAAAUAACGCGAACAAC
Suillus subalutaceus is the source of this 1239-nucleotide messenger RNA. RefSeq lists its product as uncharacterized. The annotation marks the transcript as partial. The record is from RefSeq and is a predicted model, not a curated record. Lineage: Eukaryota; Fungi; Basidiomycota; Agaricomycetes; Boletales; Suillaceae. The transcript is spliced from 3 exons.